Schistosoma turkestanicum is the source of this 411-nucleotide messenger RNA. Lineage: Eukaryota; Metazoa; Platyhelminthes; Trematoda; Strigeidida; Schistosomatidae. The record is from the annotation of a GenBank genome assembly.
AUCAAGCGACAACAACGUCUUGUAGAAUUAUCAGGUAAUCUUGCCACUGGUGUACGAUCUGUUGUUGCUGCUGCUUCAGCUUCCGGUACAAAUAUUACUGAUUAUUUAAAACCAUCCAAUAAAUAUGAGAAUACUGAGACUAAGUUGAAAAAACGUGGUAAUAAUCAUAAUCAAAAUGAUCAAACAUAUCAUAAAUUAUCAACAUCAUCAUCAUCACAACAACCACAACAACAAGAAGAAGAAAGCGAAAAUUUCACUGAAAAUGAAUUACGUACACUUGAUGCAGAAAAUCAAAUGUUAUAUCGACAUUUAACACAAGAAAAAGAUGAAUUGCAUCAAGUAGCUCAAAAAAUCUCUGAAAUUGGACAUUUAAAUCAAACUUUAUCGGAACAUUUAAUGGAACAGUUGGAG